AUGGGGGACUUCUCUAGUUCCAAUGAUUUACCAAAAGAUUUAAUGAUGGAAAUCCUUUUAAACUUGCCAGUGAAAUCUUUGUUGCGAUUCAAAUCGGUUUGCAAAUCAUGGUACGCUCUCAUUAACAGUAACAAGUUCAUAACCAUGCACUUGGAUCGCAGCCGCCGCAACAAUAAGGAAAGCAUCCUUAUCAAGCGCUUUAACAGCGAAUCAUCACAAUCAAAAGCUUCCCUCUCAAUGAUCUCUCAUAACGAUUCUUCUUGUAGUGGUGUUGAUGUAUAUCUAGGAAUCCUUGGCAAUUCCUCGGUGUAUGAUUUAGAACUUUCAGCCAACUGUGAUGGCAUUAUCUUUUACUCCAACUAUAGUCAAGGUUAUAGCGUUCUAUGUAAUUUGGCUACCAGGGAGACAAUUCUUGUACCAGAUACUAGUUCCGGUAACGAUUCAUCAUAUUUAUAUUCGGUUGCAUUUGGCUAUGAUCUAAAAAAUCAUCGGUACAAGGCCGUAAGGAUUACCAAGUCACGAAGAGACAAUGAUAGGAGAACUUCUAUGGUCAGGAUGUCAUACAAUGUGGAAGUCUACACUUUGGGAACUUAUUCUUGGAGACAAGUAAAUAAUGGUAAGUUGAAUAGCUUGAAUUCCAGACAAAUUAGUGCUCCUCAUGGAAGUUUUUACUUCAACGGAGCAAUCCAUUGGAAAGGUUUUCCUGAAAGACCUGAUAGUAAUGAUAUUGUCAUCAUCGUGUUCAACUUGAGUGAUGAAGAGUUCGAUAUAAUACCACUCCCAGAUGAUGUCAAGCCUUUCAUGCAUUUUCUGGUAUGGGAUAGGAGCUUUGCUGUAAGUCAUGUAACUCAUAGAAACCAUUCGUUAUUAGAUAUAUUUGCUAUGAAGGAAUAUGGUGUGAAGGAGUCUUGGACCAAGGUAUUUGCUAUUGAAAUUGGACAUUUUAUAUUUGUGAGGCCUUUAGCAGUUUGGAAAAAUAAUGAGAUUGUCUUCGAAAUUAUGGACGACAAAGAUAGGAUUAAUUUUCAAUUGGUGACCUACAAUCUUAAAAGGCAAGAAUUUAAGAAGCUUCAAAUUCUUGGACCUCUACUUUUUAAAGCUUAUGUCUACAUGGAAAGCCUUGUGCCAAUCAAAUCGAGAGGGGAAUCAAUUGCUUGA
Molecule: messenger RNA, 1158 nt
Organism: Durio zibethinus
Lineage: Eukaryota; Viridiplantae; Streptophyta; Magnoliopsida; Malvales; Malvaceae
Source: RefSeq, a predicted model, not a curated record